UCUCUUCCAUCAGCACUUCAAAGCUUGAGAUCGAUCUUCUCAUUCUUUUUCCACACUUUGAGAUCUACGUACCAACGAAUAUAUAAUUACUUCCACAUUGUGCUUGAAAAGCAGCUGAAAAUGGGCAAGAAGAAUGUUGAUGUGGGUCGCAGAGCAUGGAACAUCCUGCGUUUUGCAUUGUUAUGGGCACGAAAGGGCGGCGUGUUCAAACGCCGGUUAAUCACGGAGCUCCGACUCCUGCCCAAGUACGUUCGAGGCCUCGGCGCCGGCGCUCGGCACGAUCAAAUCCAUUACGGGGAGCGCGAGCUGUCCUUCGACAAGACCCCGAUUUUCCACGUCAAAAUGCACCGGCCGGCGUCCAUGCGGUUCCACCUGCCUUGCAUAACCCCACAAGUUGAUUUCGACUAUGAUUCCGACGAUGAAGUUUUUGGGUAUGAAUACGAUAGCGGGAGGAAGAGUUUUCUGAACGGCGGCGAAGAAGAAGAAGAAGAAGAAGAAGAAGAAGAAGAAGUGGCUGCGUGUGAGGAAGAAGGGAUUGAUUUGAGAGCGGAAGAGUUCAUUGCUAAAUUCCAUGAGCAUUUAAAGCUGCAGAGACAGAUUUCAUUUUUGCAGUACAAUAAUGAGAUGCAAAAUAGAGGCCACCGCACAGGUUGAUCGGAAUUCGUGAUUCUUGGUACCGGGUUUUGCAGUUUCUAUAUAUAUAUAUAUAUGGUAUGAUACUUGAUUCAUUGAAAGAGAUACGUACAUUGCGGCAUUCUGAAAUAACUGAAGAGUUUUGAGUGUUUACAGAUUUAUAUGUAAACACUAGAGUUUGAUUCAUAAAUCAUAGCACGAGCUUGUUUUCAA
This is a messenger RNA of Alnus glutinosa, 846 nucleotides long. RefSeq lists its product as uncharacterized. The transcript has a single exon. The record is from RefSeq and is a predicted model, not a curated record. NCBI's taxonomy places the organism in Eukaryota, Viridiplantae, Streptophyta, Magnoliopsida, Fagales, Betulaceae. The coding region runs from base 121 to 654 and encodes 177 amino acids.